AUGACAAGAACACAGCCAGUAGAGCCUUUCGGCACCAAGCUCACCACUAAAUCCGGCAACGCCGUUCGUUUGGGAACCGGUUCCGGGACCAAGUGGCAAAUCAUCAAAAAGGCCCGGGACGCGUCGUUGCAAAACACGUUGGUGGACGAGUUGGUGGAUAAUUUGGUCACCAGCGUGCAAAACGGUUUCAGGCACUUGGACACCGCGGAAAUCUACACCAUUCACCCGGAAAUCGCCGAGGCCAUCAAGAAGUCGGGGGUGGCGAGAGAGGAUCUUUUUGUCACUACCAAAUAUAACCCUGGGAUUGAGCAGAGACAUGCCUUCUACAAGUCGGGUGCCGAGUCUGUGGACGCUGCUUUGAAAGAGCCCGAUGUGGAAUACAUAGACUUGUUUUUGAUCCAUUACCCGUUUUUCCAGAAGGAGUACUCGCACGGGCAGUCGCUAGAGGACGUGUGGGCGGAUUUGAUCCAGGCCAAGAAAGACGGCAAGGUGCGGUUUAUUGGGGGCUCCAAUUUCACCGUGGACCAUUUGAAACUGUUGAGCCUCGUGGCGGGCGGCGACCCUGAGUACUCUCCUCAGGUGAACCAGAUCGAAUUCCACCCGUACUUGCAGAACCAGAGCGAGGGCAUCCGGGAAUUCGCCAAGGAAAACGAGAUUUUGCUUGAGGCAUACGGGCCCUUGUCGCCGCUUUUCCGGAUCGUGGACAGCGACGGCAAAGAGGUCGUGGACCACCCGUUGAAGCCCGUGAUGCCGAGAUUGGCGGAGAAAUACGGCAAGACCGACGCGCAGAUUUUGUUGCGCUACACGUUGCAAAAGGGGCUCUUGCCGAUCACCACGUCGCUGCAGUCCGACAGACAAAAGGAGGCAUUGGCCGUGUACGACUUUGCCUUGGACGACGAGGACGUGCAGUUGAUUGACGACACGGGCUCGCAGUUCCAUUUCCGUGGCUUCUUCAAAAACUUGUAUCAUACGAAGGAUUGA
Metschnikowia bicuspidata var. bicuspidata NRRL YB-4993 is the source of this 981-nucleotide messenger RNA. RefSeq names its product aldo-keto reductase superfamily protein. Gene Ontology annotation, molecular function: oxidoreductase activity. The coding region runs from base 1 to 981 and encodes 326 amino acids. The transcript has a single exon. The record is from RefSeq and is a predicted model, not a curated record. NCBI's taxonomy places the organism in Eukaryota, Fungi, Ascomycota, Pichiomycetes, Serinales, Metschnikowiaceae.